AUGUCGCCCAAUGGUUCUUCAUUUCUCGUAAAUUUUCGCCAUCUGUUGCACAAACGAUUACCGAUUUUGAAAUGGUUUCCCGCGUAUCGUUGGCGCGAGGAUUUAAUCGGUGAUCUCACUGGAGGUUUCACGAUGGGUGUCAUGCAUGUCUCUGAGGGCAUGGCAUACGCCCCAUUGACCGGGCUGAGACCAGUGAAUGGACUGUUCACAUCCCUUUUCCCUGCUCUAUUCUACAUGUUUUUCGGAACAUCGAAACACGUUUCUGUUGGCGGUUUUGCGGUGAUCUGUUUGAUGGUCGGUUCAACAAUCUCUCGCGUGACCCCGAGAAUUCUGGACACGAUGAAUGUGGAUAAUUCUACAAUGGACAGCAAAGAGCUUGAUCGACUUACGUAUGAAGUGAAUGUCGAGGUGGCUGCCGCGUUGACACUUGGUGUCGGGAUUGCACAGAUCGUGAUGGGUUUGUGCCAACUCCACGUGCUCAUCUCAUUUCUCAGUGAUCAGGUGAUUGCCGGCUUUACCACUGGUGCCGCAGUGCAUGUGAUGACGUCACAACUCGAUAAAGCCAUUGGAGCUCAUAUCCCGCACCGCGAUGGCCCAGGGAGACUGUUUUUGGUGUACUCAGAUCUGGCCACCUCUCUGUUCACCUUUCAUUUCCAUCUUCUAACCACUUGUCUCUCAAUCUUUCUCAUCUUUUCCCUCUUCGUGCUCAAGAAUUUGAUUGAUCCCCGUCUUCGAUCAGCUCUUCGACUCACCGUCCCACUUCCCUAUGAUCUUACAUUGAUGUUGUUGGGCACGAUGUUCAGCCGCUUCUUCUCACUCUCCGAUCUCUAUGGAGUGGCUAUUAUUGGAAAUAUACCAACCGGCUUGCCAACCCCAUCACUUCCCGACUUCUCUCUUCUCUCCUACCUCUUGAGUGAUUCCCUCUCAAUUGCCCUUAUCAUCCUCGUCAUUCACAUCUCAAUGGGGAAACUUUUCGCUAAAAAGCAUCUCUAUAAACUGGACGUGAAACAGGAAUUCUAUGCCAGUGGACUCACCGAAUGCCUUUGCUCACUUUUCCCCGUUUAUCCUCCUUCAACUUCUCUUGGUAGAUCGCUUGUCGGAGAGGCAGCUGGCGCAAAAACUCUUUUCUCAUCGAUUUUCGCUUCAUCAAUGGUGGUGGCAGUGAUUCUCUUUUUGGGGCCAGUUCUCGAGCCAUUGCCAACCUGUGUGCUUGCUUCAAUUGUGAUCGUCUCUUUGCAAGGAAUGUUCCGUCAACUCGGGCAAAUCCCUCAUUUGUGGAGAAGGAAUCCAAUUGAUGCAAUAGUCUUCAUCGUGACCCUGUUUGGUACGGUUUUUAUCGAUAUCGUGGCCGGCUUGCUUAUCGGAGUGAUCUUCGUCCUGGCUACCGUAAUCUUCAGAACGCAACGGAGUGGAUUGACGAGAAAUGGGACCGAUCCAUCGUUGGAGUCAGGGGGAACGAGUGAAACAUCUCAAUGUUGUUUCACUUCACUGGACUCCUCUCUAUCACUUCGUCUAACCGCUCCUCUCAUUUUUCUCAAUAUUGAUCAAUUCUGGAAGACGUUGAAGAGGAUUUUAAAGGAGAAUCCAGUGCCAUUAGCUAACAUUGAUCUGAAUGGCUCGAAUCUGAAGGGAUUGAAGGUCAAUCUGCUUGUAAUUGAUUGUCAGUCGAUGAUUGCCAUUGACACAAUGGGAGCAAAGGCUAUUUAUGAGGCUUUCAACUACAGUCAGAAUCGUGGUUACACUGUGCACUUUUGCGGGCUGAAUGAAAGCGUGCUUUGCGUCUUGCGUAAAUUCCCUCAAUUCGAUGCUUUGGUGGAUUCAUUUUGCGAGCAGAAACUC
Mesorhabditis belari is the source of this 1839-nucleotide messenger RNA. The record is from the annotation of a GenBank genome assembly. Lineage: Eukaryota; Metazoa; Nematoda; Chromadorea; Rhabditida; Rhabditidae.